Monodelphis domestica (gray short-tailed opossum) is the source of this 4813-nucleotide messenger RNA. RefSeq names its product SUV39H2 histone lysine methyltransferase (gene SUV39H2). Gene Ontology annotation, cellular component: nucleus. Gene Ontology annotation, molecular function: histone H3K9 methyltransferase activity; protein binding; zinc ion binding. Lineage: Eukaryota; Metazoa; Chordata; Mammalia; Didelphimorphia; Didelphidae. The record is from RefSeq and is a predicted model, not a curated record.
CCGGCCCCACGGAGGGGGAUUAGUGGUUUGUUAAUCCCUGUGCAGGAUCCGAAACCUGAUGGGAAGGCAGGCUGCGGUUUGACUUCUUUGUGGUCCUGCGAGGACUCUUGUGGGUGGGGGGUUCAAAGUUUCUUUGUAUGAGUUGGGACCCAAGGCUGGGAGGCUGGUCGUAACUUUCUAGAGAGGAAGGCUUGGACAUGAGGCUGUAGAGAAGCUGGAGGCGAGGGGGAAGCGUGAACUCGGGGGUUGUUGAUGGAGCUCGGGCUCUGUGAUAGUGGUUAGAAAGAAGUGGGGAGCAGGGUUCCUCCGCCCCUAGCAGACUUGCUAAUUUUUCCUCGGCUGCAGAGAAUUAGAUACCCGACCUCUGCCCCCCCUCCACCACCCCCCAAGCCCCCUGUGGAUCUUUAGAAUCAUAAUUAAAGGAAAUACUGGGGAGAAGUGGCUGAGGGACCUGAGAAAUUUGUUGAAGCUAACUUUUGCGCCUCUGCUUCGCAGCGUGCUUGAAUGGCUCCUUAAGGAACACAUGUGAUUCCCGUAGACAAAAUCCAUCCCUGAACAUACGGAAGCCUCCUCAUUUUUAGUUCAUCAGAAAUGGCAAGCCUUUGUGCAGUAUAUACAGGAGCCAAUUUUUAUGGUGUUGAUGAAACACUUAAUCUUGGAAGUUAACAUUAAGGUUUUCAAGUGGUUUUUCUAUUAAGAGUAGGUUGAAAUCACUGCUAGGUGCUUCUGGCUACGUUAAAAUUUUUUCUGAUUGCUAUCCACCACACAGAAAAUCUUGAGUGCUGCUAACAGAUUGGAUUAUGCCUCCGUAAAUACCUCACCUUAGUAAAUGUUGAGCAUCAUUAGCACCUGACAGUUUAGGCACACCUCAUUUAUAUAGUUCUAAGAAUUUUAGAGCUGGAAGGAUCCUUAGAAGUUAGUUGGGGACCCCUAUCUUUUCGUGAGGACUUUUUUGGGUGUGGGAGAUACUGCUGAUAGUCAAGACAUUUGUGUGGAAAGUGCAGUGAAAUCCUCAAUAUAGCAAGGGGAAAGGUAUUGUAGUUAUUAUAUUUACUCCCCACUGCUCAUCCCAGACCACAAAAGCGGUGUGGUGAAGUUUACUGGCUUGGAAGUAUGGAAACUUGGUGUGUGCCUUGCCUAGCUUCACUUGAUACUCUUCAAGAAUUAUGUAGAAAGGAAAAGCUCACAUGUAAAUCGAUUGGAAUCACCAAAAGGAAUCUAAAUAAUUAUGAGGUGGAAUACUUGUGUGACUACAAGAUAGAAAAGGAUAUGGAAUAUUACCUUGUAAAAUGGAAAGGAUGGCCAGAAACUACAAAUACUUGGGAACCUUCAAGAAAUCUCAAAUGUCCAUUACUUCUUGAACAGUUUUAUAAUGACCAGCGUGAUUAUUUGUCUCAGCUAAAACAAGGCAAAGCAGUAAUGUUGAAAAAUGAUAUCAAAAGUCUGAAACCUGCUAUUGCUGAGUAUGUUGUCAAGAAGGCUAAACAAAGAGUAGCUCUGCAGAGAUGGCAAGAAGAGCUUAACAGAAAAAAGAACCAUAAAGGCAUGAUCUUUGUUGAAAAUACUGUUGAUCUGGAAGGCCCACCUUUAGACUUCUACUACAUUAAUGAAUACAAACCUGCUCCUGGAAUCAAUUUAACAAAUGAAGCCAUAGUUGGUUGUAUGUGCACAGAUUGCUUUUUUGAGAAGUGCUGCCCUGCAGAAGCUGGAGUUCAUCUGGCUUACAAUAAAAAAAGGCAGAUAAAAAUUCAACCUGGCACUCCUAUCUAUGAGUGCAACUCACGGUGUAAAUGUGGGCCUGAUUGUCCCAAUAGGAUUGUUCAGAAAGGUACACCAUAUUCACUUUGCAUCUUUCGAACUAGCAAUGGCUGUGGCUGGGGAGUGAAAACCCUUGUGAAAAUUAAAAGAAUGAGUUUUGUCAUGGAGUAUGUUGGAGAGGUUAUCACAAGUGAAGAAGCUGAGAGACGAGGGCAGCUCUAUGAUAAUAAAGGAAUCACAUAUCUCUUUGAUCUGGACUAUGAAUCUGAUGAAUUCACAGUGGAUGCAGCUCGAUAUGGAAAUGUGUCUCAUUUUGUGAAUCAUAGUUGUGACCCAAAUCUCCAGGUGUUCAACGUCUUCAUUGAUAACCUCGAUACUCGCCUUCCUCGAAUAGCACUGUUUUCCACAAGAACAAUACAUCCUGGAGAAGAACUUACUUUUGAUUAUCAAAUGAAAGGUUCUGGAGAUAUAUCCUCAGAGUCUAUUGACCUCAGUCCAGCCAAAAAGAGGGUCAGAACUGUGUGCAAGUGUGGAUCUGUGUCUUGCAGAGGUUACCUCAACUAAAUUUUCAGGAUAUAGGUCUAAAGAUAAAUGUCAUGGUUCUUUUUGUUUGUUUUUUACUUAAAUCCCAUCUUAGGAAAUGAAUUUUUUUUAUAUUUAAGUAUUUGGGAUAUUUUUAUAUAUGCUAAAUCAAGGUUGUUGUGCUUCAUGUUUUCUUAAUUUACAAUUCAUUUCAAACCACAUUAGCCAAAGACCUUACUGAUGCUCAUUAAUGUGAAAGGGUAAGCACAGGGUCAAAAAAAUACAUCUUACAGACUAGUCAGAUGUAUCAGUGCUUAGUAGUUAGAUGUCAGACUCAUUAAGAAAACAAAACUACUUAUGAAUUAGGAUUUUUAUUCAUUCAACAAACAUUUAUUAAGCACUGGGAGAGAUAAAAAGUUUAGAGAAGAUACCGUCCCUGUCCCUAUGGAGCUUACAUACUUUUAAGUUUAGUUAUGAAAAUGCUGCUUUUGAAUGUGUAAGUGUUAUCAGUUUAGAACUAACAUUCAAUUUGUUGAGAAAUCUUAUAGUUAGUUUAUUUAAUUUGGACAAUGUAAAAAAAGUUCUAUUUUUGUUAAUGUAAUUUAUAUGACAUCCUUAUUCACCUGCUUAACAGUCAUACAUACUGUGUAUGUACUUAUUGAAAAUAGGUGAUAUCAAAUUUUAUACUCUUUUCUAAUUUUUGUUAAAAGAAAUUGACAAGUUAUUGAUCCUAAUGUUUGCUAAGGUGUAAAAUUAAAUGCAAAACAAUAGAAUUUAAAUAUCUUGAUUUCAUAUUUUAGAGAAAUUUGUAGCAUAUAAGCUUUAUUUUUUCUGCUUUUACUGGUAGUUCUUAAACUUUUUUUCCACAUAGAACAAUAAUCCUUUAAAAAGUACUCAGUGACUGGCCAUCAUGAUUAUGUGGGAGGAAAGGGGGUGGCUUUAAAGAACCAAAGGGAAGGUUUCUAUGAGCUAAUAUAGCAGCAUCAAAGCCCUUUGCAACACCCAUCAGAAGAAUGGAUAUACAUCCUGAAACUCCUUCAUUACACCACUGAACAUUGCAAGACCCUGUUUGAGAACUACUGAUCUGCAUACUAUAACCAGAAAAUAUUUUGUGUAAUCCCAUAUUUGCUAAUGUUUCAUAAUAAGCAGAUUUUUCUAAUACAUUAGUAUUACAUCUUUAUUCAGACAAGUUUUAAUGUACAUGCUUUGUUAAAUCUAUAGUAUUUUUAUAUUUUCUGCAGGCUAUUCUUUUAAAAGUGAUAUAUAUUUUUGAACUGACAUUCUGUACAUGAACCUAUUGAAAAUGUGAUCAUGAAAACUAAGUUUGGCAUGGCCAAGAAUAGUUUAUUAUAGUAUUCCUGAAUGAUGGGGCUAGAAUUAAAACUAUAAAGAUAAAAUUAGAACCGUUUUAUCAAUAGGAAUGCCUAAAAGUUGAAUAAUUUUUCGGCUGCAUGUUGCUGGUUCUGGACUCAUUUUGAAUUCUAAUCAUGGUGUUCAACAUGGAGACAAAUGGUGCAAAACAAAUUCCAUCUACUGCGUUCCUAGCCAAGUCUGCCCAAGCCACUUUCCCUUGACUACAGUGGCCCAAAACUUGCCUGGGAUAAAAAUGAACUAAACAGCAAGUUCCAUCCAUUUGCUUGUGUAUGACACAACCUCUAUUUAGGGAAAAUCUGCUGCUCAUUUGUGAAAUCACUUUUUGUUAAGAAGUGUAUGGUCAGUCAUACAUCAAAACAAUUGUUGCCUUUUUUUAAAUGGUCGUUAUGGUUUAGGUUAUUGAAGUUUAUGAGGUUGGAGAGUUAAAGCAUUUACAAAAUGGCUAACUGGAAAGGACUUUUGUGUGCCUGUUUGCACAUCAUUUAUGUAUCAUUAGCAGUGGCAAUACUGCCUUCAUAGUCUAGCUGUAUACUUAGUUUGCUAUUUAUUGGAUAAAUCCCAAGAGAAUGAAGGGGGUAUGUUCCUUUCCUUUUAAAGAUGCAAUUUUAAAUAACUCUUAAUGUUGUUUUACUUUUCAAAAUGUUAAAUGGUUCAUGAGAUCUUGCCUCUACUUUAAAAACAAAACACAGAUAAAUUGGAACAAAAAGUGAGGAAGUCAGCAGACCUUUGUGAUUAGAAGUAUCUGAGCUCCAUUAUACUGUUAACAAGAUCAGAAUUUAUUAUGCAGCCAACAAAUUACUGCGGUUUCUUGCCAUUUUAAAUAGAGAUUUGUUUUAUCAUUUAGCUAGCCACUAUAUAAUUGGCAGUUACCUAAAUUUUAUUUGUUUAUAUUAAUGGCUGUUAUAAAGGCUUAGGUAUUUGAUAUUUUUCAAAUGCAAGUGAUUUACAAAUGUAAGAUUUUGAUCAAGUUUAAAUUAAACUAAUGUACAGGUUAUACUAACUCCAUUGUUUUUGGUGUAUGUAAAUGGAACUGUGUUUGAAAUACACAGUUGGUAAUCUCAGGAAUGUUUUUAAUAGAUAUGCAAAUUUAGUUUGUAUUUAGUGAUUCUUAAAGCAUUUUUCCAUAGUUUUUAACAAAAUAAAUUUAAUUUAGUUUGGA